Lachnellula hyalina is the source of this 717-nucleotide messenger RNA. RefSeq lists its product as uncharacterized. The transcript is spliced from 3 exons. Gene Ontology annotation, biological process: kinetochore assembly. The record is from RefSeq and is a predicted model, not a curated record. Gene Ontology annotation, cellular component: kinetochore. The coding region runs from base 1 to 717 and encodes 238 amino acids. NCBI's taxonomy places the organism in Eukaryota, Fungi, Ascomycota, Leotiomycetes, Helotiales, Lachnaceae.
AUGGUACGAGAUGAUUUAGCUGAGGAGAUGGAGGGCGUGGAAAUUACGACUUCAGAGCCCAAACAUCCCUUAUUCACAGAGCAAGAGCGGCGGAUAUUGGAGAUGUAUGACCGUCUUGAAGAGCUUCAGCUGGAGAUUGCUUUGCUGAAAGCACGAGGAGUAUUGUCACAAGAUGAGCCCAUGGAAGCUUCUGAAGGCGACAUCAAGAAGGCCCAGCAAGAACUCCUGAGGGCUAAAGCUGCCUAUCAAGUCCGGAAUAAUACCAUCGAGGGCGUUUUGGUUGCAAAUCCCAUCUUGAAGGCAGUUCAUGCUGGGAUUAAUGCUUCCCCUGCUGAACAAGACCUUUUGCCACUCAUUGAGCAUCGUGACAAGCUCUCUGUAGCCUUGACUGGUUUAUCAGCAAAGGUCUCGUCAACAAGGAGCGAGUUGAUGAUGGUGGAGAGUGAACAUGCUAUCAAAGCUCGGGAGAAUGCCAGAUUAUCUAGCAGGAUGCUUGCCUUGGCUGAAGAGGCGAACACCCAGAAGAAGGAAGACAUAACGGAUUCGAAGUUACGGCUCCAAUUGGAUCAGUUGGAGGGAGAUGUGAAGACAAGUCGACAAAGAUGGAGGAUUAUGAAGGGCACGGCGAGUGGUACGAUUGUUGGGAGCGGUGUUGACUGGGCUAGAGACCCGAAGUUGUUGGGGAUUGUGUUGGAUGAUGAUGGUGCUGAAGGGUAG